Alternaria atra is the source of this 798-nucleotide messenger RNA. RefSeq lists its product as uncharacterized. The transcript has a single exon. The coding region runs from base 1 to 798 and encodes 265 amino acids. NCBI's taxonomy places the organism in Eukaryota, Fungi, Ascomycota, Dothideomycetes, Pleosporales, Pleosporaceae. The record is from RefSeq and is a predicted model, not a curated record.
AUGGUUUACAACCCUGCAUUAUACUACGCCAAGAAGCGUCUCUUCGCUAUCCUUACCGCCGAUCUUACACCCGCUCAGCUCGACAGAGUGCAAGAGCUGUUCGGUAUCGGCGCUACCAUGUGCUCUCCGAGCCCUGCAGAAGAGCUCUUCAUCAGCGACAGGCGCGAAUGGUCAGAUCUUUCGCAUGUGGAACUGAGGCGGGCCUAUCUUGAAGCAGACCCCCUACUUGUCAUCGACUCCCGAACGCCGGAUGAUGGCGGCAUCUGGUAUCUCGACCGCUUUGCUGACGAAGAUGAUAUCAAAGAUGGACAAGCCGAGAGCCUGAACACUCUUUACAAGGUACGCAUGGACAUCCGCGAUGUUGUUAUCCAGUACACCAAUUACAGUAUCGCCAAUACGGACAUUCGCGAAGCCAUGGACGCUGUCGAUGUGCCCUACCCAACUCCUGAUGACUUUGAUCAGGAAACACUUUUCUGUGUAGGUUUUGACCACAUCAAAGAGCGAUACAUGAACCCAACCUGGGUUACAGCUACGCCUGAUGAGCUAGAGGAGAGUACUGCCCUGGAAGACAUAAGCAACUUUGUCCCACGACCCGAAAUCGUGUAUCGGGUGAAAGAAAAUAUUGCAAGACAGGCGGGCCUGAAGAGCGCGUGGAUGAUAGCGGACGACGCGCGAAAGGAAAUCGAACUGCCCGAUGGAUCCAAAAAGACUUUCCCACCGGGCAGUAAGAUCAUUCAGUCCAGAUACGAUCCGGAAGCAUCGAUUCCAGUGUACAAGAGACCCAAUGGAAGCCUGUAA